Messenger RNA from Zootoca vivipara (common lizard), 954 nucleotides. RefSeq names its product olfactory receptor 14A16-like. Gene Ontology annotation, cellular component: membrane. The record is from RefSeq and is a predicted model, not a curated record. Gene Ontology annotation, biological process: G protein-coupled receptor signaling pathway. Gene Ontology annotation, molecular function: olfactory receptor activity; G protein-coupled receptor activity. NCBI's taxonomy places the organism in Eukaryota, Metazoa, Chordata, Lepidosauria, Squamata, Lacertidae.
AUGACAGAAAUGAGAGAAAUGGCUAACCAAUCUACGCCAACAGAGUUCCUUCUCAUGGGUUUUGCUGAAACCCGUGAUUUGCAGAUUUUGCAUUCUGCAAUGUUUCUCUUUAUUUACUUAACAGCUUUAGUGGGAAAUUCUCUCAUCAUCACAGCUGUGGCCCUAGAUCACCACCUUCACAGCCCAAUGUACUUCUUUUUAAUCAACCUGUCAUUGUUUGAUGUCUGUUCCAUCUCCACUACUGUACCCAAAUCCAUCGCCAUUUCAUUGACAAACAACAACAUGAUUUCUUUUGCUGGAUGUGUGACACAGGUCUUCUUAGUGAUCACAUUUGUUGGUGGUGAGCUUGCCUUGCUCACUGUUAUGGCUUAUGACCGUUUUGUAGCCAUCUGUCGUCCACUACAAUAUACCUUAAUCAUGAAUUGGGAUGCUUGUAUCCAAUUGGCAGCUACUUGCUGGAUAGGCACCCUGAUCCAUGCGGUACUGGAAACCAGUUUUACUUUCAUACUAAAUUUCUGUGGGACCAAUAUCAUUGGGCAAUAUUUUUGUGACAUUCCUCAAUUGCAAAAGAUUUCUUGCAGUGAUACAAAAGUGAAUCAAAUUCUAAUUCUUGUACUUGGUUUUUUUCUGGACUCUUUCUUUUUUACCUUCAUCUUUACUUCCUAUGGCUACAUAUUUUCUGCUGUGCUGAGGAUCCCAUCUGUCCAAGGCAGAUAUAAAGCUUUCUCUACCUGCACUCCUCACCUGACUGUCUUUUCUUUAUUCAUCAUCACAGCUGUGUUUUCAUACAUGAGACCAAAAACACUUUCUUCCCCCACUGUGGACUUGGUUUCUGCUGUAUUAUAUACAGUUUUACCACCGGUUCUUAAUCCCAUUAUUUAUAGUCUCAGGAACAAGGACAUCCAACUGGCAGUGUGGAAAAUACCCAGAAAACUGAAACAUCUCUUUGCAUGA